AUGACUAUAGGCGUUAUGUUCCGCCAAAAGGAAAGUACUCAUCAAAUAAUGCUUGCAUUCAGUUUCACGUUAUUUGGUGAGCCCUCAGAAACAGAGCCCUGGGGUUACAUGCUGUUUGGCCAUCAUCUAUGCUUGAACGUUUUCAUCGCUCGCCAGCAAAUGGUGAUAGGACCAGUCUUUAUCGGCGCUGAGCCAAACAUCAUUGACGAAGGCCUCGACAAGGGUCUCACGCUGUGCGCCAACGAGGGCCAGCUGGGCCUGCAGCUGAUGCAGUCUUUACCUCCGAUACUGCAACAGAAAGCUCAAAUAUACCCUACAAUGAAAGAUCCUGCAAUGCCAGAAGGUCGGUGGAACCCAGCCGACCAGAGACACAUGGCCGGAGCCUUCCAAGACAACCGCGUGAUUCCUUACGAAGGCAUCAUUGUCACCGACAUGUCCGAAGAGCAGCAAAUACUCAUCAUGGCUAUUGUGCAUGAGUUCUUGGCCCUAUGGCCUGCUGAGCCACUCCGUCACCGUCUGAAGCAGAUACUCAAGCACCUCACCGAAACGCAUUUUUGUUGGAUUGGCGGGUUCGGAGAAGAUGACCCUUUCUAUUACCGUAUUCAGAGUCCGGUGGCACUCUUUGAGUUUGACCACCACUCGGGGGUCUUCCUGACCAACAAAGAGCCCGCCAAGUAUCACAUCCACACGAUCCAGAGACUUCCGAAUGGCAAUGACUACGGGAGGGCACUGCGGGAACUGCUCCGACCUCGAUAG
Molecule: messenger RNA, 756 nt
Organism: Colletotrichum abscissum
Lineage: Eukaryota; Fungi; Ascomycota; Sordariomycetes; Glomerellales; Glomerellaceae
Exons: 4
Coding region: 1-756 (251 amino acids)
Source: RefSeq, a predicted model, not a curated record